AUGGAGCUGGACGAGGACGCAAAGGCAAAGCUGAAGGAGCUGUUCGAGGCACUCGACGAAGACGGCAAUGGCAAACUCGACUUGGCCGAGCUGAAGGUGAUCCUCAACGACGACGAGAGCGACCGAUGCUUCUCCGAUGCCCAGCUUUCAAUGUUGGUCAAGUCAGUGAGCAAGAAGGGGAAGGUGAGCCUCGAUUUCGACGACUUCUUGGCGCUGGUGUCCCACAUGCAGGAGCUCCGACUGACCUUCAACGCCAUCGACAAGGAUGCCAACGGCUCCAUCGACCACCAAGAGCUGGAAGAAGCGCUCAGAGAGUUGGGCUUCAAGUUCACGCCUGAUCAAGUGAAGCUGUUCCUUCACAUGUCGGAGGGCGGCGCGUCGAGCGGCGCGAUCGCCGGUGGCGUGGUGGGCGGCAUCGCCGGCGUGGGCGCCGCGGGCGCAGUGCUGGCCGGCGCGGGCUACCUGGUCCACCGCAUGAUGAACAGGCCACCGGCCCCGGCCGCCCUCACGUCGGCCUUUGACGGCGUCGCCGACAACGCAGGCGGCGUCAAUGCUCUCUUCGUCGACCAGGCCGCCAUGCAGCCCAACCCACUCUUCGCUGAGGUGCCCUAA
Acanthamoeba castellanii str. Neff is the source of this 612-nucleotide messenger RNA. RefSeq names its product EF hand domain containing protein. The record is from RefSeq and is a predicted model, not a curated record. NCBI's taxonomy places the organism in Eukaryota, Discosea, Longamoebia, Acanthamoebidae. The transcript is spliced from 5 exons. Gene Ontology annotation, molecular function: calcium ion binding. Bases 1 to 612 code for a protein of 203 amino acids.